CUCCCCUGUUUCUCGUAGAAGCCUCCAUUAAACAAUUCUCCUCCUCUAUUUCUUCUCUCUACUCAAACAGCCCAUCUCAACCGACCGCUACUCUUUCUCCUGUCAUUGCUUCUUCAACUCUCAACCCAGAGCCAGCCAACAUUUUCAUCACUAGAAAUAAAAAAGCCAAUCACGAAAGUGAUGACGGUCACGUCUCACCCUCCAAGCCUCUUGCUUGAAUCCAACUCCACCACUCCUCAACUCAAAGAUUGCUCUUUUCUUGCUUCAAGGUCCCAUCUUUAGUCAAUUUGGGAUUAAUUUAGUGAUAAAGAUUGAGUCUUUGAUAUCUUGGUCUCACCAUGACUGAGGUACUCCAAUCCCCAUCUCACUUCCCUUCUCCUUCAAGCUCCUCCCCACCCACAACCAGCAAUGAUGGCCCAUACCCACAUGCCCUUAUCUCCUCCAGUCCUUCUAUAGGUCACAGCCUUCAAGCCCAUUUGGGUUCUGAGGAAGAAGAAGAGGAGGAAGACAGGAAGAGGAGCGAGAGAUACAGAGAGGGAGAUCAGCUGUCGCUCUUGACGCUUCUGGUGGCUGCUUUUAGGAAGUCUUUGAUUGGGUGCAGUACUACUGGUGUUGAAAGGGCUAGGAUUUCCAACAUGGAGAUUGGGUGGCCUAGUAAUGUGAGGCAUAUUGCUCAUGUCACGUUUGAUCGGUUCAAUGGCUUCCUGGGUUUGCCGGUUGAGCUUGAGCCUGAGGUUCCCAGGAGGGCUCCUAGUGCUAGUGCAAAUGUUUUCGGGGUUUCCACAGAGUCUAUGCAGCUUUCAUUUGAUGCCAGAGGAAACAGUGUCCCCACAAUACUCAUCAUGAUGCAGAGACAUUUAUACGCACAGGGGGGUCUGCAGGCAGAGGGAAUCUUCAGAAUUAAUGGUGAGAACAGUCAGGAAGAGUACGUCAGGGACCAAUUAAACAGGGGAGUAAUACCAGAGGAUGUUGACAUGCACUGUUUAGCAGGUCUUAUUAAAGCUUGGUUUAGAGAACUCCCAACUGCUGUAUUGGACUCUCUCUCACCAGAGCAGGUAAUGCAAUCACAGACAGAAGAGGAGUGUAGUCAACUUGUAAGGCUCCUUCCGCCAACAGAAGCUGCAUUAUUGGAUUGGGCAGUAAAUUUAAUGGCUGAUGUUGCACAGAUGGAACACCUGAACAAGAUGAAUGCCCGCAACAUUGCCAUGGUUUUUGCACCAAACAUGACUCAGAUGGUAGAUCCUUUGACUGCAUUGAUGUAUGCAGUCCAAGUGAUGAAUUUUUUGAAGACUCUUAUAGAGAAGACAAUAAAAGAAAGAGAAGAGGCCAUGGUGGAAACUGCCCCUAUCCCACGUCUGGAGCCUUUUGAUGAGGAUGAGCACCAAAGUACUUUUAACCCAUAUCACGAAGAGACUAAUGAGGAGGCUAACAAGGAAAAUGAAGAGGAGAAUGUAUUUGUUGCCGAAGAGCCUACUUUACAGAGCCCCCCACACCCUUCACAAGCGGAAACUACAGCCGAAAGUGGAUCCCAGAGUUUCCUCUCUUCUAUCAAAAAUAUGAUUCCUGGAGGAAAUUGGUCUGUAGUUGAUAACUGUCCUUGUGAAGUUGUAUCCCAAGUUAACACAUUAGCAAAUGGGCUUCAAGACCAAGAGGAUGACUCAACAGGUCAAGGUAGAGAGGCGCAGACAAACAUGUGGAAGAGUCAACCAAGUGUUUCGAAUCUGAAGAAGGGAUCGAAGGUCAGUGAGCAGCUAAUGAUACAAAUGGUUGGGCCUGGAGAAAAAAGCAAGAGAACUCGGAUACUUAGCCACAUAAAUUCAAGGACAGAUAUCGCUGAAGCUUGGCGCUGAAGGGUGUUUUUGCCUGCAGCUUUUGGGUGUUGGGAGAUCGCCCAUUUGUUUGUCAGCUCUCAAGUUUUUCUUGCUCCCUUGUGAAAAUGUUGUUUUUGUGUAUGCGUCUGUCUGUAUGAUCUCAUGUGUGCUUUAUACAUUUGUUCUGGAUGAUGUUCAUAACCUUUUGCCUAACCCAUUCUAACAUUUCGUGUUGUUCAUAUGGAUUUAUGCCAUUAUGGAUAGAUUCUAUGAAAUAUUGGAAAUUUCUUGUUUCA
Messenger RNA from Argentina anserina (silverweed cinquefoil), 2107 nucleotides. Its product is annotated as rho GTPase-activating protein 5-like. The transcript has 5 exons. The coding region runs from base 339 to 1850 and encodes 503 amino acids. Lineage: Eukaryota; Viridiplantae; Streptophyta; Magnoliopsida; Rosales; Rosaceae. Gene Ontology annotation, molecular function: GTPase activator activity. Gene Ontology annotation, biological process: signal transduction. The record is from RefSeq and is a predicted model, not a curated record.